AUGACGGAAGCAUCCGUGAAUUUUAUCCGGAAUUUGGUCAGAUGCCCUGUAUUAUCUGAAGCAGACAUACUGGUUGCUCUGACGGCAGCCGGGGCAGACGAGACGCUACCGGAUGGGAACAGAAAGCUAGCCCAGCUUGGAUCGGGAGUGACUGGAUUCUUGAUUGAUUUCAGCGGUGCCACGAUGGCAUUGUCAAGAGAUUUCACAUCAAAGCUCAAAUUCCGCGUCAAUAGUACUACCCAUCGCGCAGAUAUAGCAAAGCGGACUGGUGUCGACCAGCAUUUAAGGACAGAUCCUAGACCAGGGGGUAAUUCUUCCGGGGUUCUAGCUCUGGCGGCAAGUGCUACCAUAGGAGCUAUCUAUCUUCGAACGAAAAGCCUGAUAUCCGUGAUCAAGGGAUUGUAUGCGCUUCGGAUUCUAGAUGAGCGCCUUGAUGGAGUAAAUUUGAUGGAACUCUUUAAAGAUGAGAUUGACCACAUAUCUUCUGGGAAUUCCGUGCAGGAAUGGAGCCCUCAGGCCGAAGAUAUCGAACCAUUCACCCAGGGCACCUGCCCAUUUCCAGAGUUUUCGACGCCCUCAGAAAUAGGGGGCGUCUCCAUCUUUGAAACCUGCUACGAUGACAAAGGGGAACUCAAGAGAGAUGGGCUGUACACCAUGCAUCAAAUCUCGGAGCCCCGGGUGGCCGAAACCUUAGGCCAGCCGAUUCAGAGGAGGCAGGGGCCGGAAAUUGCUUUGCUUUCGCCCGGUGAAGAAGUCCAGACCGGGACUCUCCGUGAGAUUGAGUUAUCAGCCCAGCAUAAUGGCCGACGUGUAUUUACUCCCGGAGUAGACAUUUCUCCCACGGUCAAUGAAGAGCCGUACCGACCGAACGAUUUCUCGGGCUGGGUGUCGAGUCAACAGUCCUCAAACCAGCGCUCGUCAGGCAAGCGAAGAUACGUUGGCGGCAUGAAUCUGCAAAGAAGGAAACAAAGGCGCUUUGAUUGCGAAUUCGUACCAAUUCUGCGCCAAGAAGCCGAAAUGACCGAGGCUUUGGGCUUGUUGCCCCCGCAAAAUACUUACUUCAGACACACCAUUAAAACCAAGCUGCUGGAUCUCGAGCCGGAUCUGAUUUCAAGCCUCUGUCUGUUUUUGCUUCAGAUAGGCAGCGCGCGGGCAUUUGUUACCCUCCAGGCAGCUCUCAAAUCCAGCAGAGAGACAAAAGACCAUCUGUACGGCGCCCAAAGCAGAAAAUGGGUAUCACGUGAUCUCACUCUCAAAGACCGCUUCGAGGUCAUUGGUGAAAUCCAGGAGAAUGCAGCUUAUCUCCAAAUUCUGCGAUGUAACCACAUCCUGAACAUGUAUCGACAGAGUGGGGAGACGGCUGAGCACAGUUCAAGCUUCACUAUUUGGGCAGUGCCACGCGAUGUGUUAGAUAGCCGCCCGAGGGCAAGAGGCAAUCCAAAGAACAUUGCAGUGGCGGCGGCAGUGGACAAGAUGAUGGAAAAAAUAUUACCAGAUCUGGAAAGCAGCUCCGCGGUUUAUAAACGAAAACGUCGGAAGGUUUUGGAGUUUCGAAAACUCGGACAACGUCUAGACAUAUUAGCUCAUAGGUUUGGGGAUGCUGUUCUCGGCCUAAUUCAUUUUGACCAGCCCGGCGAGACGCCCGGCUCUGUGGCUACUGAGAAGAUUAUUCUCGAACCAACGGAUGAAACAUUUGAAAACUUCGUGGACAUACUCGAGGAAUCGCAAGGAGAACUCCUCCGAGAGAUCAGCACUGCGGCAAGAUCAUCCUUUCAACAUGUUCUUUAUGAGGAUAUGUGGCGGCCAGACCUCUUUCCGCUGGAACGGCACAUAGCAGAAGAUGUUCUCCAAUUGCCCAAAGGCUCGCAAGAGCUCCAAAACCUCUUGCGGUGA
Molecule: messenger RNA, 1893 nt
Organism: Penicillium olsonii
Lineage: Eukaryota; Fungi; Ascomycota; Eurotiomycetes; Eurotiales; Aspergillaceae
Source: the annotation of a GenBank genome assembly